Molecule: messenger RNA, 4148 nt
Organism: Neolamprologus brichardi
Lineage: Eukaryota; Metazoa; Chordata; Actinopteri; Cichliformes; Cichlidae
Gene: fam184ab
Product: family with sequence similarity 184 member Ab
Source: RefSeq, a predicted model, not a curated record
AUGGCGACUGGGUCGGGUUGGCAGCAGCGCUACUGCCCUGCCGGUCAGGGGAAAUUUAGCACAUCCUCGGCAUCCAGCAUGUCCUUUCAGUCCGGCAUCGCCAUGGAAUAUACCCAAGACCUACACCUGAAGAUGAGCAAGAAGAUAGCACAGCUAACAAAGGUUAUCUAUGCACUGAACACGAAAAAUGAUGAACACGAGGCAGCCAUCGCUACUCUGAAGGAGGCUCAUGAAGAGGAGGUGCAGCAGAUUCUUUCUGAGACCAGGGAGAAGAUACUCCAGUACAAGAGCAAGAUCAGCGAUGAGAUGGACCUGAAGAAGCGGAUCCAGUCUCUGGAGGAGUCAAUGGAACUCCACGAGAGGAUGAAGAGGCAGGCCCUGGCCGAGUUCGAGAGCUACCGUCAGAGGGUGGAAGACAUGCAGCUCUGCACUGAGGCUCAGCACACGCAGCGUGUGGUGUCUAUGUCGAGGGAGGUGGAGGAGAUGCGACGGUCCUUUGAGGAGAAGCUGCGUACAUUCAGCCAGGCACAGGCCCAGUUUGAGCAGGAGAAGAAGGCCGCGCUGGAAGAGCUCAAGGCUGAGCACAGACAGGAAAUCCAGGAGCUUCUUCGCAGCCACCAGAGCCAGAACGCAAACUACAGCAAAGACCAGGAGAAAUUGGUACAGCUCCAUAAAGCCGAGGUUGAUUCUCUGACAGAGCGGGUGGAGGAGCUGAAACAGGACAAGAAGAGACUGGUGGAGGAGUACGAGGCCAAACUCAGCAAGGCUCAGGCCUUUUAUGAGCGCGAGCUGGAGGCCAUGAAGAGAACCCAGCAGCUUACCGCCGACAACCUCUUGGCAUGGAAACGCACUGAGGCCGAGCUGCGACGGGAGUUUCAGACUCAGGAGGCGGCGCUGCAGAAAACCCUCGGAAAACUGAGGGCCGAGCUGGCCAGGGUGUCGGACGAGGCUCGGGAAAACCGGGAGAGGUCCUACAAGCUGCAGUCGUCACUUAACACUGCAGAGAGCAACGUCAAAGACUUAACCAAGCAGCUGGACGAGGUGACCCAGAACUCGGAGAUUGUGGAAAUCCGUCAGAAGGAGGCUGAAUGUGAACUAGAGGCAGCCAGAGACCGAGUUCAGCAGCAGGCAACUGAAAUACUUCUCAAAGCCAGUCAGAUAAGCAGUCUGCAGGCCACCCAGAUGACCCAGGAAGCAGCCAUCAGAGACCUGGACAACGAGCGGAAUAGGCUGAAGGACAAGGUGGUGCGGAUGGAGGAAGAGAGGGAGGCCCUUCAGAGCCAGGGCCAAGCACUGGAUGAAAGACAGAAACAGCAGCUCCAGGCCCUGGAGAAGACCCUCCGUGAUGAGAAAGUGUCCCACGAGAAGGACGUGAACAGUCUGCGAGCUCGAUACGAAGAGGAGACCAGCCAAAUGAAGGAGAGCCAAGCUCGAGCUCUGGAGGAAGUCGCCAAGAAGAACAGGGUGACCCUGGAUACCGCUCUCAACAACGCCGAGAAGGACAAGAACCGCCUCCUGGCUGAGUUGGAGCAGCAGUUUGAGAGGGAGCGUCAGUCACUGGAGGAGCAGAAGACGCUGCUCAGGCAGCAGCUGGAUGAGCUGAGGGAGGAGCUGACGUCCAAACUCAAUGCGGCCACUGAGGAGGUGUCUCGGCUGCAGCAAGAAGUACAGCAGGGGGAGAAUGAUAUUAAAACAGCUGAGGGGCAGAUCUCCACACUGAAGGAGGCGCAGGACAAGCUGCUGGAGGAGCUGGAUGCUACCCGGGCCCGACUGAGAGAGACCAGCAACCUGCUGACUGCACUGCAGGGAGAACUGGAGACCCAAAAACGUCAGCAUGAAGCCAAACUCAUCACCACCAAAGAAGAAGAAAAACAUAAGAUGGACAAGAUGGCGCUGGAGCUGGAGCUCAAAUGGACUGAAACACUCAGGCAGGAGUGUAAGAAGCUACGUGAGGAGCUGAAAGAGGAGCACGAGGAGGACAAAAACUCAGCCUUGGCUCAGCUGGCGCAAAGCAAGGAGCAGGAACUGAGCAAUGCCAGGGAGAGCUGGCAAAGGAAAGUGGAGGACCUGCUAGAACAGAUAUCCUUGUUGAAGCAAAGUCUGGAGAUGCAGCUGUCCCAGUCGCAGUCGUCGCUGCAGCAGCUACAGCACCAGUUCAGCCAGGAGAGGGAGCACCUGAGGAUGCAGCUGGAGGAGCUGCAGACGGAGCAUCAGAGGCGACAGCAGCGUCUGCAGGAGGCCCACCGCUGCGCCAUGCAGGACAUGGAGCACGCCAGGCAACGUGAUUUGAAGGAGCUGGAGGAGCGUCUCCGCCACCAUCACCAUGCAGAGCUGCAGUCUCUCAGAGAGGCUCACCGCCAGAGCAUCGAGACGCUCAAACAGCAGUCAGAACAAGAGCUUCAAACGCUCCGCUUUGAACUGGAGGAUGAGGGCAAAGCCAUGUUAGCCUCUCUGCGAUCGGAGCUGAACCACAUUCACGCGUCAGCCAUCGAACACCUGAGACAAACCCACCAGCACGAGUCAGCCGCCGCCAAGGCCGAGCUGGAGAAGACGAUCGAGAAUAACCGGACACAGGAACGCGAGCUGUUGGGCCGGAUCUCCGAGUUGCAGGAGGAGGUGACGAGGAGGAAGAACCACAUCGCUCAGCUGGACCAUCAAAUCCACACGCUCAACGAGAACAUCAGCACCCUGACUAAAGAGCUGGAGCUGAAGGGCAAGGAGGUGCUCAAGAUCCGCAGUGAAGCCAAUCAGCAGAUUCGGGCUCAUGAGCAGGAGCUGACAAAGAGACACGAGCGGGAGCUAGCCGAGCUGAGCGCCGUCCACAGCAGGGAGACGCAGAACAUGCUGUCAGAUUUCAACAAAGCCCAGGAACUGCUCAAAGACAAGAUCUCCGCCCUUCAGAUACUGUUGGAAGGAACAGAGGAGAAGUUCAGGAACAGAGAGAGUCGUCCUGAGGAUCUGCAGCUCAUUGCCGAGCUCAAAGAUAUGGUUUCUGAGAGAGAAACUCUAGUCAAAAAACUGGUGGACGAUAAAAAGUUCUACCAGCUGGAACUCGUCAACAGGGAGACCAACUUCAACAAAGUGUUCACCGCCAGUCCUAAUGUGGGAGUUAUCAACCCGCUCAUUAAGCCCUCCUGAAACAAAGGACUCUGCCAUCGACUCCCCGGACGCUCAGCGCCAGGAGUGGUUCGCCCAAUACUUUUCCUUUUGAUCGACCACAGACCUGCAAACACAACGAUUCAGCAUGUCAACCGAACUUUAAAAAAAAAAAAGAAAAAGAAAAAACUGAUGAAAAAAAAACAAACAAAAAACUGGAAAAAAUCUUCAAACUAUUUGUUAUUUAUCGUCAUUGAUCGGUUCGGGGAUCAAUCCACUUUGGAAUCAGUCGACCGAAACUGUAAAUCCUGGUUUGAGAAUCGCUUCUCCUCGACGUGUCGAUUAAACGCACACAACCUGAUGUCGCUGAUUUCCACUUCUGGGAGAAACGCCACGAUUUUACACUUCCUGCCGUGACCGAGACCAAAGUGAAUUGAACCCGACCGCGACAUCAAAUGUCAUCGCUCCGAUCUGAUUUGAUUGUUUGAUUCUCUCUGAUUGUUUCACUGUGGAGGAGUUUCUCUCGUAGUACAGUGACAAUGAUCAUCCGUAUGUUUGAUGUUUAUUUCAUUCCUUUACUCUUCGACUUAUUUUGCAGUUUCUUGGAACUAGAAUAAAAUAUGAGUGGUGCAUUUUCAUGCUGCUAAUUGCCAUUGUUGGACUACAGUAAGAACUAUAUAUAAAGAAUUAUACGGUAGGUAAUUGUGCUCUCUUUGUACGUGGGCCCCACUGCAUACAGCAUCUUAGACUAGGAGGGCUGAUCUAAGACCAGUUCGCCUCCUCAUUUAUGGUGACAUUAACUUCGGACCUGAUCCUAGAUCAGUUACACUUCUCUGGCGUGCUCUGUGAAUACAGGCUCUUAUUUUAGGACGGCACCAUCAUGGCGAGUUUGUUACAGCUGCAUAGAAGUUUCAGCCGAUUUUGGUAGAAUAUUAAAACCUGUUUGUAUGGUCGUCUGUCUCAACACAGAUAUAAUGAUGUCUCACCAAUUUUAAAAUCAAAAAUAGCAUAUUUUAUAUUUAUAUUAUAAUGUGUAUGCUUAAUAAAUUAUU